Messenger RNA from Doryrhamphus excisus (bluestripe pipefish), 8182 nucleotides. NCBI's taxonomy places the organism in Eukaryota, Metazoa, Chordata, Actinopteri, Syngnathiformes, Syngnathidae. The record is from RefSeq and is a predicted model, not a curated record.
CACCGCGGGCACGAGGACAUGAUCAAGCUUGUGGUUCGGGAGUAUGGCACUCUUGUCCACAAGUCCAGCAAAGACCCCAACAGCAUGCUGUCCCACAUGCAGAGGAAACAUGGAAACUUGGUGAAACCUUUCUGUUGACCAAGAAGGAAGUUUACCAUUUUCAAGUCUACACAAAUGAUCCAGUUGUGCUCACGAUAUUUUAAGAAUUCCAUGACCAUUCUGAUGUCAUCAUAGUCUUCCCGCAGAUGAACUGAAUGACCUACAGGCACUGCCCCGUAAACAUUGCCAUUAUGCAAAAGAACACACUUGAGACUGCGUUUAGAACUGUCUAUAAAGAGCCGCCAUUCAGUUGGAUCAUAGUGAGGAACACCCAGUUCUUUGAGAAGACCUGGGAUAUCAUGGCAGUAAACAAACUGUCUGUCUUCAGAAAAGAAGGUCACAAAAAGCUGGUCGUGCUUUCUGUAAUAUGACACUUUAACAGUGUGAUCAACAAGAUUUUUGCCUUGUAAUCUUGAUGGCAAAAGCUCAGCUGCUUUCUUUGAAAGACCUAAAUCCCGAACUAAGUCAUUCAGUUCAGUUUGGUGAAGAGGCUUGGGGACUGGGGGAGAUUCAGUCUCUGAAGAACAUUCCUCGGAUUGUUCCCACUCAGUUUCUGGCAAUUCAUUGUCACAACUGUCUUCCUCGUUCGUAUCAUGUCCAAUGUCUUUAUCGUUUAAUGAAGGCAAACCUUUGAAAACUGGAACAGGAAUGGAAUCUAUGUAUAUAAUCUCAAAACGCAUAGAUUUGGGUUACGUAAAUUCAUAUAUUUAGACUAUUUAAUCUAUCUCAAAUUGCAUGAAAACUAGAGCUUAUGGAGAAAAACUAAUUUCAGAUUUAAAAUCAGCACCUAAAAAUCGUUCAGAAUCAGUUAAAAAAUCCAAUGCAACAGAAAGUUGAAAAAAUAUUGUUCCCCAGUGUAAUAUAAUAAAAUAAUAAUAAAAUAAUUUGACCUGAAAAUGUUCUGGGUGGAAAUACAAAACGACUGUGCAUUGGCCGGGAAUCGAACCCGGGCCUCCCGCGUGGCAGGCGAGAAUUCUACCACUGAACCACCAAUGCCGACAUACAGUGAAAAGACGCUGAUACAAUAUAUUUCUGUCCAGAGCUGGCGCUGUGUGCAUCCACGACGUUGUUUCCUUUCAUUGAACUUCAGCGCGACAACACGAUGCACAGCCCACACCGGCCGUUUUGGGUGCAUCAGGAGAUGGUUUGCUGCCUCCGAGGGGGCCUUUGCCAUUUCCGCCAGAGCUGACCUUUCUACUGCCAGAGUCUGCUCAUGAGACUGACAGUCCUGCAGCCUCCACUCUAGCUGCAUCAGAGCCACCAGCUGAACAUGGACCCCACAUUUUUCAACCAGGCCAACCCACAGCUGCCACCAACAGUCCUCCUCCUACUCUUUCUCCUCCACAACCUCUCCCCUACGACCAGGAGGGUGGUCAGUGGAGCUGCACCUCCCAGCAGAGACAGUGGAUGAAACUGGAGCUGGAGUCCAUGGGUCUAUGGCCGGGCUCCCGCCCCGUGAGCGGCCCCAUGACAAACUUCUCCCUGUGGCGCUUACCCCCCCAGCCCGAGCUAAUGAACAAUGUGAAUGAUCUGCCGUCCCCCAAGUGUUUUCACCUGCAUCCUUUUUCAUCUGGAAGCCGGAGAAUGACUACCUAAUGGGACGGCUGAGAAGGAACUACACCCUGCCGUGCAUCGGUGACUGUUCUCAGCCACGUGUUGUCUCUGCUGGAGUCGGGAGACCGCGAGUGAUUGUGGGCCUCACUGGGCAAUACUACCUGCUCUCCUCCAGGCUGUGCUGUAAGAGCUGCAAUAGGAGGUGGUAUGCCGACAACCCGCUCUGGGUGGAAAAGCUUCUCAAGAGGUUUACCAAUCUGUUGCCAGCGUUACUGACUUACAAGAAGGCCAUCUGUAAGUCAGUCCUGGAUGAGCUGAGACGGACUGGAAAAUCCCCCAAUGACAUGGCAAAUCAGAUCAUGGAGAUGUUGCAUCUCAAGUAUGAGCGUGCCAACCUGGCCUAUCUCCUCUGUUGCCAGAAUGUGAUGGACGGAGAGGCAGGAACUUCCGGCCAAAUGACCAACACUCACUUCUUGCAGCAGGAGAGAAAACCGGAGCCUUUUGGGAGCUACAGUGAUGCAGAUGGCUGGAACGGGGUCUCUGUGUCUGCCCACUACCUCACUGACUGCCUGCUGCGUGAGUUCCAGCACCAGAGGGACACCAUUCAGAAGCUGCUGCAGAGUACCUUUGGACAGGUUCUCCGCUCAGACCACAACCGCAAAGUGGCCAAGAAAGUCACUUUUUCAUCCGGUGUCAUGUCGUCAUACGCUGUGAUGAAUGAGAACUGGAUGAUCCUGUCCUGGGUCAUGUUGCAGUCUGUGACUGCAAAAACCCUGCGGCCGAUGUAUGAGGGUCUCUCAAACCGCUACAGCAGGGCCGGCAUUGAGAAAGCCCAGUUUCAGUGGGUAAACAGGGAUUGCUGUGCACUGUUCAGGGUGGCAGAGUCUCUGGCUGGAGAGCAUCUAAACUGGGAUGCGUGGCGAACAACAGACAAGAUUGUUGCUGAGGUCACGUCUGGAAACCUCUUAAAUACAUGCGCAUCCAGAACAUACUACAACCCCAGCAUCACCAUCAAGCUGGACUUGUUUGGCUGCAUGGGACGAUUUCUCUGUGAAUGUGCUUCAGAACACCACCCUCUGUACAGCACCUUCGCGCAGUUCCUAUCAGCUGCCUUCUCUGUGGUGGACCGGGAAGACCUGCAGAGGCUCCAGGAUGCGUAUGUGUUCUGUGGCAUCCAUCCCGCAAAUCCGACCAAGCAGCACAUUCGGGAGCACUGCAGGGUGAAGAUUCCUCAACCGGGGGAGCUCAUUGAGAGAGUGGAGGGGGUGUUGCAGCACUUUUACUUGACCACCGACCCAAACAACUUGCCUUUGUUUAAGCCCUCCAUGUUGAAGGCGUGGAGGAUCCAGCGCGUUCACAUCCUGCGUGGCUGCCUCAGCGAUCCAGAGGUGGACGGGGGCAUACUGUACCGCCACGGAGGAGCAGUCCAGCUCAACCAUGUGCCAGGUGAGCAUGCGAGAGUCCCCGUCUGGAUCCCCGUCAGAGGCACAUCUCAGCAGGAGGGGUUCCACUUCCACCAGGCUCAGUGGGUGACUGGCACGCAGGUCUCCCCAGAGCUGUUCCAGGCCCAGAGCAUGACAGGAGUGUGCCGCUGGAACUAUCAGCGUCUGCUGGACCUGAAGCAGCCAGGACUUUGUCUCCCGCCUGUUUUUGACCCUGAGCUGAUGUGCACCUUGAAUGCUGUGUCCAAACGUGUCUUAGGCGAAGAGAAGUACCCUGCUCUUCGUUUGGCAGAAGAUGACACCGGGGAGAGGUUUGGCCUGGAGUACUUGGAGCCAGACUGUAGUCCAGUCCCUUUAGACUGGGACAAAUAUAAACACAAGAAAGACCUUGGCCGUACCACCAGUGCACUGUCUGCAUGUAUCCUGACUGAUGAAGGAUCAGAACCAGUCCAGUCUUCCGCCACACGUGCCACCAGGCUCUUCAACUUCCCGGUUCACCCUCCUUGCUUUCAUGCUACUACUCCAAAUACUACUACUACUACUACUACUACUACUACAACUGCAGUUCCUGUUCCAGCCGCUAGUGCUGACAAUGCUUCAGCCUCUACCUUUCCUGUGACUGAGCCUCAGCGAAAGUUAGACGCUACACCUGUAUUGCUAAUGAAUCCACCACCACCUGCUCAGACCCUGACCACAGCCACCAUGGAAGAGGAGCAGCAGCACCAGCAACCACCGCCCCUUUCAAAGAAACCCCAAACAAAGAAAUGUCUGUUCUGUGGCCAGCCCAAAUCCAAGUAUAAAGGUGAUGGAAGCUCCAUCCACCACUUCUAUCAACAGGGCCCUGUCAGGUACUUCUAUUGCUCCACAAAGGUUUUGAGACAUACGGAGCAGAAGGUCUGACAGGCCCCAAGAUGCCCUUCAAAGACUUUGUGAAGACAGACUUCUUCCUGAGAGAACUGGAUGCCACGAAAAAGAGGGUGGAGGAAAAACGGCAAAAGAAGAGGAAGAGGGAGGACUCUCCAACACCUCGACGGAAGUGCAGGUUCUGCAAAAUGGAACUCAGGCAGAGCCAGAGCAGCCCCCACAUCCACACAGGCUUUCCUGGCCUACCAGGGAAGUACAUAUACUGUCCUGCCAAGGUGUUCUCCCUCUACAGAGAGCAGGGGAUGGAGAAGGAGAUGAGCUGGAGGGAGUUCCAGGGCUCCCCUUUUUAUGAAAAGGAGAAACAACGGUGGGGAAGUCAUUGAACAAUAUAUUAGUCGUGACUGUUAAUGUCGGUUAAUAAUGUGCAUUAAUAACGUUAACGUUCAGGGUUAAUAACGUCAAUGUACAAAUCUCAAGUAUUUUUGAGAGGCUUUAAAUGACCAAGGAAAUAAAUCUUGUUUACAUUGAUUUUGUUUAUUCCAUGCAUUGAUAGUGACAUAAUCCUGAUUUGAUGUUUGUGGCGAUAUAGUGAUGACAUUAAGAAAAAAUGAUUAUGGAAAAUAUUUCUCCUGUUUAGGAUCAAUCAUCAAUGGCUUCAAAGUUCACAGCAUCGCUCCCUCUCAUUACUAUAGUACAAAAACUUUAGUGAAAACCAACAUGGACAGAACCCAAAAAUGCCUCACCAUAGCAAAUAACGCAAAUCCAGACAACUCAAAAAUAUGAAAAAAAAGAAAUUAGUGGUUUGACAUGCAGAAAAAAAAAGUUAACUUAAUGUUAGACUUCCCGUACAUUCUGGUGAGACCAAAUUCCUGUUUUUCACCUUAUUAAAGUGAGAAAUACUUUCUUUUGGCCCCAUGUCGGGUUAUUUUACUCAAAACAUGCACCACCAAUGAGUGAGCAAUGUGUAAGGUGCUUUGCUCGGCCACUUAAUUUCAUGUAAUGAUACAGUACUAGGCAGAGAGAUUAGUUAAGGGCAAUGCUGUGCAAAAAUGUUCAAUGAAGAGGUUUGACUUCCUUGUAGAUGUCAGCGACUGGACUCAUCGCAGCAAUAAGAAUGACAGCCCAACAACUACAUUAAGCGUUAAAAACAUUUUCUUUUAUUUUACACAUUUACAAGUAAAUGAAUAAAUACCUCCAAUCACAGCAGCACCUUUCCAUGGUUUCUUUAUGGUUGUUCAGUAACUGGUAGAAUCUUCAUUCCAAAAGAGAUCAACUCACUUAUUGGUCCACUUUAUGAAAUUUGGCGCUUUUGAACGCGACAUUGGGUCAGCCAGACGGAGAACUGUAUCACACUACAGCAUCAAGGUACACACAAAAGUGUCGACAGUGUAACAAAUCCUAGGUUAAGACCUGCUAAAGGUCUUGUCAUUAAAACAUUAUGUCCCAUUAUGGAAAUGACAAAUCCAGUGGUUAGAGGACCUAAAAAGCGGUUUGUUGUGUUGUGUGCAUAUAUAAGCUCUCCAGAAAUUAUCACCAUUUCUUGCUCUCUCCAUUCCCAGGUGGCUCUGGGGGACGCUAUGUACGAAUCUUCCUCUUGUCUUCAAAAAGCGAGCGCACCAAGUAGACCUGGACGCCUGACACCAGCAUCAUCACGACCAGGUUGACCACCGACCAGAAGUUGACUCUGUAGUAGUUGCUCUCCUGGAGGUUCCUGUCGCGGGCCUCGAAGGCGCGCAGCACCGUCUGGAUCUGCACACUCUUGCCCAGGCGCGCCUUCACGUUGUUGAUGGUGUACUGGAAAGGGACGAGUCAAAUAUGAUGACAUGGAUGAAAGGUAAACAACCCAACAUACUCCCUUUACGGUGACACCUCGAUAAGAUAUUUUUCUUGGCUUGUGUUGCACGAUACAAACUUUACAUCAUUUUCACAAAUGGCAUAAAAGAUCCGCACGUCACACCUGGAUAGUGGGACACUACACUCACACAGGGAUCUUUGGAGGCUGCAAUAGUACGAGCUACGGGUGAUCGGUUUUUGAAAUCAGCAACAACAGCACACUUGAGUUCGGGAUGUUGUUGUAAACAAAAGUCAUCUGGAAGAUACAUUUCCCGCUCUUUCCUGUCUAUCAAAGCAACGCCUGCCUGCCCUUCGACACACAAUUCCAGGGGUGGAGUUCUUCAGCUUGGGUGUUGCAAGCUGGAACAAUUGUGUUGGCCUCUUUUGAGUUAAUAGGUGAGAGUUCAUAGCACUUUAUGCAUCGCAAACUUGGGUCACUUUGCCCCCUAAUGAGGCAAACAGUGGCUGGACAAAGUCUAUGACAUACACACUGGGUGUUUGUACACAUUUUGCUCACUUGACUCACCAUGAUGUCCUCCAGCUUCAUGUCCAACAUGUCCGUCCCGUGCACAUACUCCUUCCAGUCGUCGGGCUCCUCGUCGCCGUCCAUGUUGUCCAGGAUGAGCUCGAAGAAGAUGAGCUUCUCUGAGACUGUGCUAAACAUGUUAUCGAAACAGAACAUGUAGUCCCCCUCCUCGGUCUCAAUGCUGGAAGAGACAUGGAGUUUUACAGGUGAUGUUUUGGUGCCAUCCGUGUUUGCAUGAUUCACUUACGUGUGCAUCCCAUCUGACUUGUGCUGGUCACUGUAUAGUAUCUGCCCAGAGGGAGAAGAGAUGUAGAAAUCGAUGUCGAGGCCUGCACCGUCCAAUACCUGUGAAUUCAGGAAAUUGAAUGGAAAACAUGUGAAAGUUAAGAUGUGAACCACUUUUGUUGCAUUCAUAUUGACAUCUAAGCAUAACCAACUCGCUUCACAAAUAUUUCUCUUAGCCUAACUUGAAUUAACUCUGCUUCAUUUUAAAUUCCCAAGCACUAUUUGCAGUGUUGCAUACCUGAUAUUCUAUUUCCAGUGAGGCAUCUUUCUUCAUAGUCUGGUAGAAACAUUCCUUGCGACCAGCGGGCAGAGUGAACGUGAAGUCGCUGUCCAGAGACUGGGAGAAGGCGGCCAGCGCCAAAAACCUCUCGCAAACUACAACAAACAAUACGGUAAUGACACAAAAAAAUGUCCGGGCGACGUCCAUAGUCGCCUCCGUGACUAUUAAAUGACACAACAACAAAAAAGAGCGUUAGGGUUCCCGGCCACCGUGGUGACGAGUAAGCUAGUAGUGAUGGUUGCCCAAAAACUUCACUCCAGUUCAACACACGGCAAAGCUCAGGACCCCGCCUGAUUAAAAAUGUCGUUUAAAUGUACGUAAUUAUUUUUCAAAUACAACUACUGUCAAAAACCUUGAUUUUGAUUAAAAUUUUUUCAUAUACAGCAUUUUUUUAAAUAACAUAUUUGACAUUUCAAAUAUUAAUGACGCCUGUUUUAAAACGCCAAAUAAUUACACAUUUAACACCGUCCUCGUGUAAGAUCGAUACUUGGUCCUUGUAGCACCACAAUAUGUAUUUGGAUGUUAUGUAUUUUAAUUGUUUUCAUUUGUUUUUAAUUUCGUUACAAUAGAUAACAUUUCUCGACGCAAAUACAACUAUAUAAAAAGUAGCUGAAAUGAAAAGUAGCUGACUAACUAAUGCUAACUCCUUUGCAUAUUUUUAAAUACCUUAACAGUACAGGUAACGUUUUGGACAAAGUGCAUUUAGAGAAUUUUGUUUUUUUUACCAGUACGAGUGGUACAAAAUAAUUAUUUAGUAAUACUGAAACGUAUUAUUUUAAACACCAAAUAUUUUGUAAAUCUUAUCACGUGUUUCCGUAAAAAAGUAAAGUUGACAUUUAAUAACCAUCAGGCAAUGUUCCGGGCACAUCUUUGCGAGCAUUGUGGGAAAUGUGGUUUUUCAACUGUACCGGGGAGAAGCGGUAUCAACGCGCACUGUAAUUCACAGGUUUAUUGUCUGAAAUGGAAUAACGCUUCAAUAAAAUGUUGAUGGUUAAAGUAAGUCUAUUACAAAUACGUUUUGUUUGGAUAUAAUGAAAACAACGUUUACAAUUGAAAAUAAAUUAUAAACUUAAGUAAUUGCCCACCCAUAAAUAUUACAACCAUAAAUAGAAAUGGUCAGGGAAAAUAUCGCUAAUGGGUUAAAAUGAACAAACACUGUAAUCUGCUCAACUAAGUAGACACUGAAGAUGCUACUAAAACCUCAUAAAUUGUAACCAAAAAAUGUACUUUUGUAUUUUUUAAAAGCAUUUCUUUCAUUUUACUGGUUGUAAAUUUUCUUGUGACUUAUUGUUAUUGACU